CAGGACGUGCAUUUCUCUGCGAUCGCGAACAGAAAAAAUAUUUUUCAAAAUUUACAAUUUUGAUUUCUUAACACCCCGACUCCGUUACGCCCAAUUUUUUUUAUUUUAUAACCGUGCAAAAGGAAAUAUAUUUCUUAUAUUUUUUACUUGUGAAACAAAACUUUGGAUAAGCAGAAAGAAAAGAAAAAAAAACGCGAAAAAUUUACAAAUAAAAAGAUCUCCAGAAGAGCACCCAAAGGAGCGACAGACAGCAGCUGGCAAGAUGCUCAAGUGGGCAGUCAACCAGCCGCGAAACUCGUAUUUGGCCAAGGAGCUGGGCCUGGGAAUGGGAACGGGAUCGGAAACAGGAUCACUGGAGCAGAAGUCCGAGGUGGUGGGCUCCAGCUACAGCGAGUUCCAUGCUCUGCGAGGCAAACUCAAGAGGAAGUCUAUUGGUGUGGGCCCGGGCAAGGAAAACCAGCUGACCUCAACACCGUUGCCAGCCAGCUCCUUGACUCUCAACACACGGACGCCGCUGCUUAAGGACUUGAGCAACAUCCUGGCCACACCGCCUUCGGGAGGAGCGAGUGGAGUGACUGCAGGAGCAGCAGCUACCCAAAAGUUCGCCUGCACCCUGCCUACCUUCGAGGCGGAGUACUCGCCCAAUGCCACCGUCAUUCCUGGCUCCCUGAUCGCCUUGCGUGGAGUGGGCAUCCCGGACAGCUACUUCGAGAAGCCACGCUACCUGGAGCAGAAGCCACUACCUCAUCCGCAUCCCGCUCCUCCUGCCGCAGAACAGAACACACUCAGCUCCAGCCAGAUGGGGGAUGUGACUCUGGAGCGUAUGAUCGAUGCCAUCUUGGAGAGCAAUCGAAAGGUGCUGCCCAAUCCCAGGCAGCAUCUCCGUCAGCCCAGACAGCAUCUCCGCCAGCGACACAGGCAGCAGGUGCUCCGGAAUAGCCACACCCACACGCAGACCCCCUCGCCCACCUACCGCCCUGCCUUCGAUCCGGCCAGCGAUCUGUGCGAGUACUGGAAGUCGCCUUCGCGGAGGGAUUCCCUGCCAGCUAAUGGCUUCGAGGAGCGGGAGGUGCGUUCUCCUGUGCCACUGACCUCCAAUGCCAUCCCAUCCCAGGGCAAACGGCACUCCCUGCAGUUGCGCAGACAGCGAGUGGUGCGACGCAAGCGCAAGAUCACCACCAAGAUCUCCUCCAGCGUCAGGCAGUCAGCACAGAAGUUGCUAGCUGCGGCUAGGUCUGGAUCGGGAGUUCCUAGCCAUCGGUGUGCUCAGAAAAGGCGCCACAUCAGCCCGGACAGUGGCCACAACUCUACCAGCGACUUCGAAGAGGAGCUGGUUGCCAUGGGAUCCUGCAGCGGACGUGCGGAGGCGGGCACCAAGCGGCGGCUCAGCUUCUCCUUUGCCGAGGAUCUGUUCGUGGAAAAGUGAUCCAACCAGGGGGGUUUUUUUUUUAUAUCUUUAUGUUACUUUUUGACUACUGUUUGGUUACGACUAAAUCUUUUUUUUGUGUGUGGCUAAAAGCGCAGCAUUGCCUUGGAAUCCGUAUG
Messenger RNA from Drosophila eugracilis, 1545 nucleotides. RefSeq lists its product as uncharacterized. The record is from RefSeq and is a predicted model, not a curated record. Lineage: Eukaryota; Metazoa; Arthropoda; Insecta; Diptera; Drosophilidae. The coding region runs from base 263 to 1426 and encodes 387 amino acids. The transcript has 2 exons.